GACGCCGUCGUUAUCGCAACUCGUGAACCGCCAGCGGCUCGACUGCGGUUGCCUCUCGAGAGAAAACCAUAAAACACUGACAGAGAAUAAAACAAUAACUGCCACCGAACCAACCACCCCGACCUUACCAUGUCAGACAUUCUCGAAGCCAUCAAGGAUGCCGUUAACCCCAAGCGGCGCGAACAGGCCACGGUCGAGACAUACGACGCCCACAAGAGGGGGCCCUACCCCGACAGUGCCUCGGGGGGAAGCAGACAGCCCCAAGUCUCACCCCCGGCGGAGGCUCAGAACCCCGGCCACACGGAGCGGAAUGGCCCCGGCGUCGCCGCCGAUAUGCGCAAACCCCGCGCCGACUCGGCCUCCGGGCUGAUCGACUACGGGGCCACAACCGCCAAGCCUGUUCACAAGGAAGGCGGGAAAUACGGGCUUUCUUAGCGGUUUGCACGGUGCAAGAAACUGGGUGAUUCCUCAUUGCUUUCCCGGAUGGGGAGGAUUUCAGGGUCUGGGGGGGACUCGGGGGAGUCUGGCGUCGGUUCCUUUGUCAUUAGUACCUUCCAGCAACACGAUGACAUUUACCAAGUAUUGGAGCAAUAAUAUUAUAUAUUAAUAUGU
Molecule: messenger RNA, 612 nt
Organism: Chaetomium fimeti
Lineage: Eukaryota; Fungi; Ascomycota; Sordariomycetes; Sordariales; Chaetomiaceae
Exons: 1
Coding region: 130-435 (101 amino acids)
Source: RefSeq, a predicted model, not a curated record